GGAGUCUCUAGCGAGGGGCGUGGCUUGCUUCAACGCGGAAGACAAACACGAAGCUGUAAAGUCUGACAAACACAGCGAAGCGAGUGAUCAAGUUAUCCCAAUUUUUCUACAAGACUUGAAAUCGCCGGUCGUCUCAAAAAAGCAACGACAACAAAAAACAACAAGCAAACAUCAGAAUGUGGCCGAAUCAAGGACCUCCCCCUCCAAUGGGUCCAUUAAACCCUGCCUACCCUCCUGGUUACAACCCUGCUUAUCCUUCUGCACUUCCAGCAGGAGUUUUUCCCCAAGCCCCAAAUCCUAUGUACCCACAAGGCCAAUAUCCUGCUAGCAUGACUCCAGGUAUGCUCCCAGUACCACCUCCAGGGGCAAUGCCCUAUCAACCACCAGGACCUCAUCCGUAUCCUGUACCUCCAGCUGGGUAUCCAGUAGUACCACCUGCUGGUGUUGCUUACCCAGGUCCAGGUCAAUAUCCACAUUCUCCAAAGGGAGGUUGCCACAAAGGCUAUAAAGGCCAGUGCAAAGGGUGUCAUGGAGGGCACAGUAGUGUUGGUGGAGCUUUAAUCAGGGGAAUGGCAGCAGCAGCUGGAAUGGGGCUGGUUGGACAUAAAGCCCACAAAAAGGUCAAGAAAAUGCACAAGAAAGCACAUAAGAUGCACAAGCAUGGGCACCACAAACAUGGUCACAAGUCCUCAAGCAGCAGCAGCAGUGACUGAGGCUCUGAGUCCAAAUGGACAACCAGUCUAACAAUACCUACAAAGGUCAAUGUUAUAUGAUUUUAAGAGGUCUGUUUUCUUUCCAAGGGCAGGAUUAUGUUAUGUUGUGUAAGGGCUAAUUAAAACACUAGAUAUAGUUGAAGCUGUUGCUGAAAGCACAACUAGGCCUUGACCCUUUACUAUUACUUAACCAUGUAAAAUAAAGUUUUUUGGUUUAUGGUGUU
Thalassophryne amazonica is the source of this 937-nucleotide messenger RNA. It is a transcript of the gene prr13, whose product is annotated as proline rich 13. The record is from RefSeq and is a predicted model, not a curated record. NCBI's taxonomy places the organism in Eukaryota, Metazoa, Chordata, Actinopteri, Batrachoidiformes, Batrachoididae. The transcript is spliced from 4 exons. The coding region runs from base 177 to 713 and encodes 178 amino acids.